AGCACUUGGAAAAGUUGCUUAUAGCGACUUAUAUAGCAACUAACUAAGGUUGUGGAGGAUGGUUCAUCAGAAGCCUCGAUCUGUGGCUCCUUGCUCCAUGAAAAGUGUGAAUUGUGCUAUAAAACAGCGUGCAAUUCAGGACAGGUCCUCUGCAUCUACAUGAGCCCUCAUGGGUGCAGAAGAAGAGUAGGAACACUUGGAGAAAUGCUUGAGAGGAGACAGAUGGAGAGAUUGCCCGCACUGCACCUGCACCUGGUAGUGGUGUCUCUGCUCGGCUUCUGCUGCCUCGUCCAUGCUUCAAGGGCAGCCAUCUCAUUCCCACCUGCGGCCCCGAGGGUGCAGCUGCAGGAGACCGACACAAUCCUAGCUUCCAGUGGAGCAGAGGGUCAGGCGGUCGUAGUGGGAGAGCCCGACCGCGGCGGUGUCAGCAGGAGGAUGGGGAUGGAGAUGGAGCUGGAGGACUACCCGGGAUCCGGAGCCAACGACCACCACUCGCCGUGGUGGCGGCAGGAAAGGAGGAACUGAGAAGAUGGAGCAGAGUUGCUUCUGUGUUCCUAGUCUUGCACGGUUGUGCAUGUUUCUCAGACUGUAAUAUCUCUACUCUUGGUGUGUGACAUACCAGAACGAAGCUUGUUACUUGCAACGGCAUUAGGAUCAUAUAUAUAUAAGCUUUGGCUUGGUAGCGUUACAUUAUUUGUGGCGCGUAAUUAAACUAGAAUUUUUUUCUUCUCUUCGGUGAAAUAUGUCGCCACAGCCAUCACCAUGUCCUCUCCUCCAUCCUCAUCCUCAUCCUCGUACAGAUGAAACGAAGGACUCUGAUGGUCUCAUGGAGGAUAAUCCGAUGAUCGUCAUGGGCAAUCAUGAGCAGAGG
Hordeum vulgare subsp. vulgare (domesticated barley) is the source of this 871-nucleotide messenger RNA. RefSeq lists its product as uncharacterized. NCBI's taxonomy places the organism in Eukaryota, Viridiplantae, Streptophyta, Magnoliopsida, Poales, Poaceae. The record is from RefSeq and is a predicted model, not a curated record. The transcript is spliced from 3 exons. Bases 160 to 525 code for a protein of 121 amino acids.